Toxoplasma gondii ME49 is the source of this 3796-nucleotide messenger RNA. RefSeq names its product queuine tRNA ribosyl transferase. The transcript has 11 exons. Bases 476 to 3322 code for a protein of 948 amino acids. Gene Ontology annotation, molecular function: pentosyltransferase activity. Gene Ontology annotation, biological process: tRNA queuosine(34) biosynthetic process; tRNA wobble guanine modification. The record is from RefSeq and is a predicted model, not a curated record. Lineage: Eukaryota; Apicomplexa; Conoidasida; Eucoccidiorida; Sarcocystidae. Gene Ontology annotation, cellular component: cytoplasm.
CACAAUCGUGUGUUUUUUCGUUGUCAUUCGCGUAUGAAUCGUUUGACGCCAUGUUGGUGUCGAAACGACCCUGUAAAAUAAACCCAGAAUCCACAAAGCAAAUCUCAGGUCAGCCACUGCGGAAAGAUAGCGUCGAUUUAGUUUGGUGUACCAUGGAAGCGUGUCGUGUGCAAGCCGGCAGCCCAGCCCCACAAGGGAAAGAAAGCUGUAGUUUCUUUCUGGGAUCAUUCUAGGCUUUCGAGGAUGCGGGAAAUGGGUGAAUGCGGUGUUCACAGAGUGUAUCUGACAAGUCUUCGCCGCGGCCUUGCCUGUGCUUCAGGUUCGACCGAAGGUGAGACACACACCACUCGCGUCUGUUUCAUUUUGGAGUUCUGCCGUUACGCGCAAACAAUACGUCACUCGCCAUCGCGUCUUCACACGGCACAGCCAUGUUGGCGAAACCCGCACGUCAAUUCCUGCCCUUCCACUGCCUGUCAUGCCUGGAUCCCACCGUGAUCUCUUCACCUUGAUGUCAUGUUUUGCCUUAUUUCCUCCAGCUGCGCAAUCGCUGCACCUUGGAGUGAUAAAAACGAUGGAUUCACUUCUGAGUGGGUGGAUGCUCCACCCGGCCCUCUUUGGUGUGAAGCGUGACUGUUUACCAACCUACACAGGCGGGAAUCGUCGUGUGUCGGCACCCAGCCGACGCAGGACGAACCGCUGUUCUUCGUUAAAAUCACCCCCGCUGCGUUUGUCGAGACGCUCUGCAGUCGUCAGUAUCUUCCUGCUCAGCAUCUGCGGGCACAUUUGGGGUCGGGAGUGGGGGAGUGCGACGCGAACGGCGGUCCUCCAUUCAUUUCCCUGUUCUCCUUUGGACGCGUCGCCGAUUCCCGUGCAGAUCCACAGGGUUGCCAGACACUCGCAUUCUAGAACUUGCACCCGCCGCUGGCAGAACUUUUCCUCCGCGCUGCCUCCUGGGACACAGUGUAGCGUCACCUUCCCGGAGCAUUUCCGGUCGCCCAGAACUGGUUCCCGCCCCGGUACACUGGCACUCUUUGCCUUUCUCCAAAAGCGCGUGUUCUCAAAUGAUACGGCUACGGGAAGCCAUCCUAUUUUUCUCUCCGUCUUCCGUGAAGCUCAAAAGCCGUCUCUUGGCUCAUGCCACCGCAAAACCCAUACGCCCUGUGUCCGUCUUUUCUCAACACCUUCUCCGAAGGAGCCAGGACGGCGGGUGGGAAGUUCACGGAUUUGUGUCGGUUUUCUUGGUGGCUGCCUGUCGAAGAAGCAGGCGCGGCUCCCGUGGAGGUGGGCCGCAGACUACCAGCUCUUCAGGUCCACACAGCAGCGGCACUGGACGGUGUCUCACAGUGCAACGCUGGACAGCUUUGGAGCGAAUUCGCGAAUGCGCAGGGUACCUCGAGAGGGAGGAAACACCUCGAGAGCCACUCGAGCCAAGAGCAGACUGUACGGGGGCAUGGUCCCGUCCCUUCAAAGCGGAUUGUCUUUGCCGGACAUCAUCACCGGGCGGGAGGAAGGGAGUCCGAAGGCGGGAACGCCCCGCGUAGGUUUGAUUCGGACCCGUUUCGGGGAUGUGGAGACACCCAACUUCAUCCUCUGCGGCACCAAAGCCACAGUGAAAGGCAUCACUGUCGAAAUGCUCCGUGAAGCAAACACACAGAUCAUUCUUGCCAACACCUACCACUUGCUAGUGUAUCCGGGUCCAGAAGUCAUUGAACGCUUGGGCGGACUUCAGCAUUUCACCGGCUGGCACGGCCCGAUGUUCACCGACAGCGGCGGCUACCAGAUUUUUUCUCUGCACCAUGGCAGCAUUGCCGAUGAGGUGAAGGGCCGUCGGCGGGGUAGUGUCAAUCGCGGCGAAUCGGUUUCAAGGGCGUCUGUGCCUGGAGCCUUGGAAGGCGACAGAGGUGAUAAGCUGGACGCCGAGAGCCGCCUCAACAAUGAAGGCCGUUUCGACGACGCUGUGUUCGACAGAGACACAGAUGGGGACGAUCCAAACUCGCACUUACUCCGUCUAGAUGAAACAGGAGCCGUUUUCCGCAGUUACCACACGGGACAGCGGAUUGAGUUGACUCCCGAAAGAGCUAUGGAAGCUCAGGCACAACUCGGAGCGGACCUCAUUGUUGCACUCGAUGAAUGCACGCCGUUCCACACUUCCAAGGGUUACACGGCGGCUUCGAUGCGACGGUCUCACCGGUGGGCUCUUCGGUGUCUUGUCGCUCUCAGUCGCCUCAGGGAAAUGCGGGGUGGACUGCCUCCACAGUUCCCCGUGUUUUACGAAAAAUAUCCAGCGACAAGCCAGCCAGCUUGUCGGUCUCCUUCCUGUGACGCCGUUCUGAGUGGCGUCCGGAAACGCUCGGUAAAUAGGGUCACUGCCGACGACUCGGAAGAGUCCACGCGGUCUGCCCAGUCCAUUUCUGUGGGUCCGCGAAGCCAUGCAGAGUGCCCCAUCUGCUCUGCGUCUCGGGACCACGCAACGACAAAGCCUGCAGGGCAUGGACUCGACUCUCACGACCCUCAGGCGUUUCCUCAACAAGGUUUAUACGGAGUUGUCCAGGGCGGCGUCUACAGAGAUUUGAGGGAGGAGAGCGUCAGCUUUGUGAACGAACAUCCGUUUUUCGGAUCGGCAAUCGGUGGCAGCUUAGGAGCUGACAGCGAGCAGAUGCAUGCAGUCGUUCGAGAAACUGCACAGCAGUUGCGAAGAGACCGGCCCAUCCAUUUGCUGGGGAUCGGACGCAUGCGUGACAUUUUCCACGGUGUCAGGCAGGGUAUAGACACGUUUGAUUGCGUCCAUCCAACGCGGGCCGGACGCCAUGGCAGCGCCCUCGUUCCGCUUGCGUUCUGGGAAGACAGCGGAUCCGUUAAUGUCCCACCAUCUGCCUGCUGGGAUUACGGCGACGCGAACACCGGCGCACGCAAAGUUGACAAUGUAGCUCCGCGAACAGGAGUUCGAGCCUCGGCUCAAGAGUUGCCCAGUUUCUUGCCAGGUCAAUCCGCGGCGCCAUGUUUAUCCGCUCGCCAGAGAAGGCGAACGGCCUUCCCUGCAGCAGCGCAGAGACCCAAGGAGUACGUGGACUUGCGAAAUGCUGCGUUCAAGUUUGACGACAGACCCAUUCUACCAAACUGUGGCUGUUACACGUGCAGAACCGCGAGCAGGGCGUACUUGCACUAUCUCUUGAAGGCCGGAGAGCAGCUGGGAGGAGUGCUUGUUACUGUUCACAACAUCUUUACCAUGAACAGGCUCAUGGGUAGCAUCAGGCAAGCGAUCCUACAAAAUAGGCUCGACGAAGAAGAAGGAAAGUGGAUACAUCCGCUGAUGCGGCUUUGAGAACCUGGUGAGACGGGAGUACCGCGGCGUCACUUGUCUAGAUUUCCGCGCAUACCCAAAGACAGAGGACUGGAACGGCAUUUUUGCAUUGUGGGUGAAAUCACAGGUUGGCAAGCCACAUUUGCCCUAAGAUUCAGGUGUCACUUCCUAAGCUCUAUCGCACUGGCUGCUACAUCUUAGUGCGCAUAUUUGGAUCCACCGUACUUUAAAUUGUUCGGUGGAGCCGAGUCACCGAAUGCUGCUUUGUCCGGAAUUGUACGGUAUUCCAGCGUAAGAGUUGAUACGUUCCCCGGCAAUACAACUCCGCCACCGCAUAAACUGCAGUUUUGUACCUCGCGAUGGUGGUCGUCUAUGUGCGCAUGCUCUCCCAAGCAUACAUCUACAAAAAAAUAAUUCAAAAUCCGUUUGUGUGUGCGACUAAGGUCUGCGAGAAAAGAUUGACUACACUGCGCGCCUGACCGUGACUCAGCACAC